AUGAAUGGGUUUGUUACACCUGAUCAUUUUUCAGAUGGUGGUAUACCUAUUUUUACACCAACUUUCGAACAAUUUAAAGAUUUUUAUCAGUUUAUUAAAUCAAUUAAUAGUUAUGGAAUGCAAAGUGGUAUAGUUAAAAUUAUUCCACCACAAGAAUGGUUAAAUUUACAAAAUUUACCACCAUCAAAAGAUGAUUUAGAAAAAAUUAAAAUUUUUCAUCCAACUGAACAACAAAUUUCUGGUGAAAAAGGUAUUUAUGUUGUACAAAAUAUUGAAAAAAAUAAAAAUUUUAAUUUAUUACAAUGGAAAAAUUUAUCAUUAAAUUAUGCUUUACCAACAUCAUCAUCAAAUAAUAACAAUAAUACCAUUAUUGAUAAUGAUAUAAAAUUAUCAAAUUUUGAUGAUUUAUCAUCCUUAAUUAAUUCAAAUUCAAAUUUAUUUCAAUAUACUGAUAAAGAAAGAUUAAUUUUUUUAGAAAAUUAUUAUUGGAAGACACUUAAUUUUACAGCUCCUUUAUAUGGCGCAGAUACUCCAGGAAGUUUAUUUUCAAAAGAUUUAAAAAUUUGGAAUGUUGCAAGUUUACCAAAUUUUUUAGAUUAUUUAGAUGAAAAAAUUCCAGGUGUUAAUGAAUCUUAUUUAUAUGCAGGUUUAUGGAAAUCAAGUUUUUCAUGGCAUUUAGAAGAUAAAGAUUUAUAUUCAAUUAAUUAUAUUCAUUUUGGUGCACCAAAGCAAUGGUAUUCAAUUCCACAAUCUCAUGAAAAACAAUUUUUAUCAUAUGUUAAAGAACAAUUUCCACAAGAAUUUAAAUCUUGUCCUGAAUUUUUGAGACAUAAACAAGUUCUUAUAUCGCCAAAGACUUUAAGAAAUAAUGGAAUACCUGUGAAUAAAAUUACUCAUUAUCAAAAUGAAUUUAUUAUUACUUUCCCUUAUGGUUAUCAUGCAGGUUUUAAUUAUGGAUUUAAUUUAGCUGAAUCUGUAAAUUUUGCAACUGAUGAUUGGUUAGAUAUUGGUGAACGUGCACAAUCUUGUAAUUGUGUAAAUGAUUCAGUUAGAAUUGAUGUUAAAAAAUUAAAAGAAAAUUGGGAAAAUAAUAAAAAUAGAAAAUUUAAUGAAUUAUUAAAUCAUAGUUCACAAGAAUUACAAAAUAUUACUACUUCGUUAUCUUCAUCUUCAUCAACAAAUAAAUUGAAAUUACACAAUGAUUCAUCCAAUACUAAUACUAAUAAUAACAACAACGGCAAUAGUAAUAACAACAAUCAUAAUAAUAUGAAAUCAACUACUAAUGGAUUAAUAAAAGAAAAUUCAAUGGCUCCUUUAUUCCCAAAUAUGUCCUUAAGAUCGACUAGUCCAAGUUUAAAUCAAUCUAUGAAUCAACUUAAUACUUCAUUGAGUAGAGUAUCCUCACCAUUCUUAUCAAGAAUGAUGGAUUUAUCGAAUAUUAUUGAGCCUACCUUGGAUGACCAAACACUGAAAAGAAGAUUGGUUUCACCACAACCUUUGACAAUGGGUAACAACCAAAUGAAUUCGAAUCAACAACAAAGACAAUUUCACCAACAGCAACAACAACAACAACAGUUAACCAACCAAAAAAAUCAACCUUCAGGGAGUGUUCCAUUGGCACCACUGGCUGUGAGAUCAUUUACUACCCCAUCAUCUGCUCUCUUUGACUAUAGUGACGAUAACUUAUUGGCGCUAAGUUUAACAUCAAUGGCAAAUAGUGGGAAUUCUUCACCGAGAUUAAGAAAACCAAUGUUGAAUUCACCAAUUGAUCAUUUUAAUAAUGGUAAUAAUGGUAACAUAGGUGGAUUAAUGACUUCAUCAAAUAACUAUACCAGUUCUUUAAGACCAUUAUUUUCCCCUUCUGCUAAUAAUAAUACUCAUCAGUUAGCUUAUGAAACUGUACCAUUAUCUAAUAAUAAUAGAUUAUUGAAUAAUACUAAUUUUUCUCCAAAUAAUAUGAAUACAAGUAGUCCCUUAUUACAGUCAUACCCAUCAAAUUAUAAUAUAUCAUCACCAACUUCCGCACCAUUCAUUAAACGUCCAAAAUCUUCGAAUAUUGUAACAUUAAAUAUAUCAAGAGAAUCAUCCAGAAGUCCCAUUGCAUUAACCUCUAUUGAAAACACGAAUUCUAAUCAAAUAUUACCAAAUGGUAAUAAUAUAAAUGGCAGUAAUAAUAUUAAUAAUAACAACAACAACAAUCAGAACAACAUUAAAUAUUCAUCAUUAAAUCAAAUCGAAAAUCCAAGUGGCAGGAUCCCAAUGGAUAAUGGAAUGCCUUUAACAAAGAAACAAAAAUUAGGUAAGAGGAUAUUAUCAUCCCCAUCAUCUGGUUUGGCCACUGCCAUCCCAAUAUCAAAUGCAUUAUUAGUAAAGGAUACAUCAACAAUGACGGCAACAGCAACAAAUACAGCAAUACAGAAUAACAAUAACAACAUCGAUAAUAUGAUAAGUAUUGCUAAUAACAAUAGUAAUAAUAACAAUAAUAACGGCGAAUAUGGAGAUAAUAUUAAUGAAGAAAAACAACAUUCAUUACAAGGGACAACAGUCAUGCAUAAUCAACCAAGUAAAUUUACAUCAGAAGAAGUUGUUGUAUCAAAGUUUGGGAAAGUUUAUGUUUGUCAGGAAUGUAAACGUCAAUUUUCUUCAGGACAUCAUUUAACAAGGCACAAGAAAUCGGUACAUUCUGGAGAGAAACCUUAUUCAUGUCCAAAAUGUGGGAAAAGAUUUAAAAGACGUGAUCAUGUUUUACAACAUCUGAACAAAAAGAUACCUUGUAUCCCAAACGCUCCAGAAUCGUAA
Messenger RNA from Maudiozyma barnettii, 2799 nucleotides. It is a transcript of the gene RPH1, whose product is annotated as Rph1p. Gene Ontology annotation, biological process: chromatin remodeling. Gene Ontology annotation, cellular component: nucleus. Bases 1 to 2799 code for a protein of 932 amino acids. The record is from RefSeq and is a predicted model, not a curated record. NCBI's taxonomy places the organism in Eukaryota, Fungi, Ascomycota, Saccharomycetes, Saccharomycetales, Saccharomycetaceae. The transcript has a single exon. Gene Ontology annotation, molecular function: histone H3K9 demethylase activity; histone H3K36 demethylase activity.